UUUGCACCAGGUGAAGCAUCUCCAUAUCUGCAGCGUCGCAUUUCUGCACAUGGGUGAUAUGCUCCGUGUGCUCUUGUCCACGCCAGACUCGGAGCGCGCGUCCCUCGUCCUGUCGUGGUGCAGCGCGGAUAGCCAUUCCAUCCCGGCUGCGUCACUCGCCGAGUUCUCCGGGAGGGACAUUCGCCUCGGCAGGUUGGUUGUAGACGCAACUUCGUAUGUCGGGUUCUGCAUGGCCAUCUACCGAGGUAUUUUAGCCCGCACGCAACUGGUGGUCCUGGUCGACGAGCUCAAGCUUACCGCCGGGAACCGUCAAAGACGAUUCAUGCUGCACGAAACAGUCGCAUUUCUGAGCCGGACAUACGAAGAGGUGUUCCGCCGGCGAGUUGACCAUUCACUAAAUCCAGUCGCCUGGACUUUCGGGGAGACGUCGACGUCAUCUACGUUCAUUCGAAUCAAUGAGCUCCUCGUCGACUUCAGAGGUGAAGAAUUGCGGGACGCAAACUUUGCGCAUACCGUUGUUGACCUCUUCAACAUCGGCGUUCUGCGUGCCCAGCAUAUAUGCUUCGAUUUCGGGACGCCAGUCCGCAUUGGGACUGGACGUCCGAUAGCCAUCUGGACGAUGCACUCGCACAGCUUGCGCAGGAAAACUCGGACCUCGAAGUCGUUUUCCGUAUAGAGAUGGCUCGCGGCUGCGAUUCGAUGUCCGAGUGGAUUGGGGCUAUCUCAUCCUGCUUACCCAGGCUUCUGUGCAGUUGCGCACGAACGAGUCUAGUGUGCUCUGUGCAGACCUACACGGGGUUCCAAUACACGAUGGAGCAUUGCUGGUCACAGUCACAGCGGGCACAAUGACCUGCGGGCCGACGGCGGUCUGCAUACAUUUGCCACCUGAUCGCUAUGGUCUAGUGUGCCUACAUUCUUUCUUUUGAAGCACCUGGGGGCGGUGGUGUGCCACCGCCAUUACCUUUAUGCUCUUCCUAAUAAUGCUUACAUUGUACCCGGGUACAGGUUCGGAG
Messenger RNA from Fomitopsis serialis, 1013 nucleotides. RefSeq lists its product as uncharacterized. The coding region runs from base 50 to 676 and encodes 208 amino acids. The transcript has 3 exons. NCBI's taxonomy places the organism in Eukaryota, Fungi, Basidiomycota, Agaricomycetes, Polyporales, Fomitopsidaceae. The record is from RefSeq and is a predicted model, not a curated record.